This is a messenger RNA of Solea senegalensis (Senegalese sole), 2295 nucleotides long. RefSeq names its product pleckstrin homology domain containing, family O member 1b (gene plekho1b). Bases 244 to 1353 code for a protein of 369 amino acids. Lineage: Eukaryota; Metazoa; Chordata; Actinopteri; Pleuronectiformes; Soleidae. Gene Ontology annotation, biological process: regulation of myoblast fusion. The record is from RefSeq and is a predicted model, not a curated record. Gene Ontology annotation, cellular component: muscle cell projection membrane; ruffle membrane. The transcript is spliced from 6 exons.
CAGCGGGGAUCCUUGAGGAGGAGGAGGAGGAAGAGUAACCGGACACCGGCUCUCAGAAGAGCAGCUGUCCGGUCAUAGUGCAGCAGCAGCGGCGACUGAAGCAGAGAAACACCGGGAGUCUCUGCUUCUUCUCACCGACUGUGACGCUUUCACAGCCGCUUUCUCCUCCUGCUCCUCCCGCUGCUCGGAACACGAAUAACGGAGUUACCGUAAAGUUACCGACACCGGCCCUGAACCGGAACUAUGAAGAAGAACAACACCGGGAAACGGGGUCCACAGGAAGCAGCGUCACAGAACCUUCAGCCUGAUAAAGUGGGCUGGAUCAGGAAGUUCUGUGGCAAAGGGAUCUUCAGGGAGAUCUGGAGGAACCGCUUUGUGGUUCUGAGAGGAGAUCAGCUGUUUAUUUGUGAGAAGGAGGUGAAGGAGCUGGGCCGUGCGGACGAAGUUCUGGAUCUGUGCCACUUUGACCGCUGUGAGGAAAUCCUGAAAAACAAGAGUCGAAGCAAGAAGAACCUGAGCAAAUUUAAACUGCAGCGCUCACACACGUGUGUCCCUGAACUGGUCUUCUUGGCCGUCAGUCCAGAAGAGAAAGAAUUGUGGAUCAGUGUCAUAAAUGGUUCUAUCAUCAGAGCCAAGAACCGGAUCCUGGACGAGGUGACGAGUGACGAGUCUCAGCUUCUUCAUCUGACUCGACAUCGAGCAAAGAUUCCUCACAACAGACGACUGCCGACCAGAGGACACCUGCUGGCCGUGGCCUCGUCCUGCUCUUCAGAUGGAACUCUGACUCUGGAUCUGAUCCAGGAAGAAGACAUUCCGUUUUGCCGGGUCAGUGUUUGUGAGGACCUUGAGCUGGACCGCAGUCCAGACUGUCCCAGGUCCAGAACCAACGGUGCUCUUUUUCCCAGGACCACUGAGGCUUGUGGGAAAUCCCGGAGUCUUCCUCGUGAGGUGGUGGUGGAGUGGGAGCAGACGACGACAGAGAAGAACCGCUGCACCUCCAUGGACCAGAUCUUGUCUCACUCAGACACUGAAACCACUAAGAACAGGACUGUGGUGAUGCCCCACCCACAGCCACUAACACUCCGCCCACAGACGUCAGCGCCACCCAUAGACCUGCUGCAGGAGCUGAUCGGUCAGAAGCUGCGCAGGACAGAGCAGCUGCUGGCUGAGGUGAGGGUGGAGGAGGAGAAGGAACUGUCUGAAAGUGAGAAGCUCCUGAAGGAGGCAGCGGCCGCCUGGAGUCACGCCCACGAAGUUCUGGAGGAGGUGAAGGAGCUGAGGACACUGUACCAACAACUGAACUCCUCCUCCUCCAUCACUGUGUCCAACAACGACAACAAGAGUCCGAUGUGAAGAGGACGUGUGGACAAACUGGUCGUCAGGAGGACGUGUGUCGGUGUUGUCCUUGGUCCAGUACCAUUACACUUCUGUUCAGCUGCUGCUUCACAACUGAAGAGAAACCAGAACAAACGUCCACGUCUGACUUCACUGAGGGUCAUGUGACGUAAAUGUCGUCAUCAGCUGAGUCACAUGACCAGACAACCACGUGGAUGCACCAGGCACGACAACAGAGCGUGUGGGACCUAGCUCCACCCCAAACUCCGCCCCCUCAUCCAGAAUCCCACCCACAUUGCUACAUUUUGUCCUUGAACUACAGUGAAACGACAGUGAACUCCAAUGUUUAAAACUGGUACUGCAGUCUAUUCAAAACAGACACACACCCGUCUUCUUUCCCUCGUCUUCUGCUGUCCUCUCGUCUUCUGCUGUCCUCUCUUGUCAACGUUUUUUUUCCAGACUUUCCUGACAUCCAGCUGCUUUGUUAUUGGCUGAGUGGAAGUGGAGGCGGAGCUACAGUAACAGCAGAAGUUUCCAGACGAGUCAGUUCCGCAGAAAUGAAAACACGACUGUGAUAGAUCAGUGAUCAGCUGAGAAGCCCCGCCCCUUACGUUUACAAACCACUGAUGACACUUUGUUGACUCUUUUCUAUUGAUCACUUUAAUGAGCUGUUCUAGGUUCAGAGAUGAAGACGCCCCCUGCUGGACACAUCUGUGUCACAGAAGACACGUCAGUGGACAGUGGAUCAGUUCUGAACUCACAAAGUGGUCAAUACAAACAAACAACAAUAAAAUGUUUUAAAAACAUUAAUAAACAUUUUUUUAAAACAUGAAACGCUGGUGAAACUUUGACUCAAAUGUCUCUGUCUAUGCUCAGUGAACAGCCUCGUCCACGUUGUCCUCACUGUCUCUCUCUCUGCUCAGUAAACAGCCUCGUCCAUGUUGUCCUCACUGUCUCUGC